Molecule: messenger RNA, 3464 nt
Organism: Lipotes vexillifer (Yangtze River dolphin)
Lineage: Eukaryota; Metazoa; Chordata; Mammalia; Artiodactyla; Lipotidae
Gene: GFM1
Product: G elongation factor mitochondrial 1
Exons: 18
Coding region: 108-2384 (758 amino acids)
Biological process (GO): mitochondrial translational elongation
Cellular component (GO): mitochondrion
Molecular function (GO): GTPase activity; translation elongation factor activity; GTP binding
Source: RefSeq, a predicted model, not a curated record
CUCUUCCGGCAGUGGUUGCCGGCGUGCCUCUGAACGCCUGUAGUAGCGGUGCUGGUUGCCGGGACAGGCCGGAGCUGCAAGACCUUCGCGUCUGUUCUGCGCUAGCCAUGAGGCUGCUGGGAACCGCCGCCGCCGCCGCCGCCGCCGCCGCGGCUGUGGAGAGCCGGCCGCUCCCGCGGGUCCCCGCCGCCCUGGGUUGGCAAUGGAAGCAGGCUAAUUGGAAGAUUUGCCGAUGGUGUUCAUCAGGGGUGAUACCUAAUGAAAAGAUACGAAAUAUUGGAAUCUCAGCUCACAUUGAUUCUGGGAAAACUACAUUAACAGAACGAGUGCUUUACUACACUGGCAGAAUUGCAAAAAUGCAUGAGGUAAAAGGUAAAGAUGGAGUUGGUGCUGUCAUGGAUUCCAUGGAACUAGAAAGACAAAGAGGAAUCACUAUUCAGUCAGCGGCCACCUAUACCAUGUGGAAAGAUGUCAAUAUCAACAUUAUAGAUACUCCUGGGCACGUGGACUUCACAAUAGAAGUUGAAAGAGCCCUGAGGGUGCUGGAUGGUGCCAUCCUUGUUCUCUGCGCCGUUGGAGGGGUGCAGUGCCAGACCAUGACGGUUAAUCGUCAGAUGAAGCGCUACAGUGUUCCAUUUCUAACUUUCAUUAACAAACUCGACCGAAUGGGCUCCAACCCAGCCAGGGCCCUGCAGCAAAUGAGGUCUAAAGUAAGUCAUAAUGCAGCAUUUGUGCAGUUACCCAUUGGUUUGGAGGGUGAUUUUAAAGGUAUUAUAGAUCUUAUUGAGGAACGAGCCAUCUAUUUUGAUGGAGACUUUGGUCAGGUUGUUCGAUAUGGGGAAAUUCCAGCAGAAUUCAGGGCGGCGGCAGCUGACCACCGGCAGGAGCUGAUUGAAUGUGUUGCUAAUUCAGAUGAGCAACUUGGUGAGAUGUUUCUGGAAGAAAAAAUUCCCUCAAUUUGUGAUUUAAAGCUCGCAAUUCGAAGAGCCACUCUGAAUAGGUCAUUUACUCCUGUCUUUUUGGGAAGCGCCUUGAAGAACAAAGGAGUUCAGCCUCUUUUAGAUGCUGUUUUAGAAUACCUCCCAAAUCCAUCUGAAGUCCAAAAUUAUGCUAUUCUCAAUCAGGAUGACUCACAAGAGAAAACCAAAAUCUUAAUGAACCCCCAAAGAGACAAUUCCCAUCCAUUUGUAGGCCUGGCUUUUAAACUGGAGGCAGGUCGAUUUGGACAGUUAACUUAUGUUCGAAAUUAUCAAGGACAGUUGAAGAAGGGUGAUACCAUCUAUAAUACAAGGACGAGAAAGAAAGUACGGGUGCAACGGCUGGUUCACAUGCAUGCCGACACGAUGGAGGAUAUUGAGGAAGUGUUUGCCGGAGACAUCUGUGCAUUGUUUGGCAUUGACUGUGCUAGUGGAGACACAUUCACAAACAAAGAUAAUAGUGGCCUUUCUAUGGAGUCAAUUCAUGUUCCUGAUCCUGUCAUUUCAAUAGCAGUGAAGCCUUCUAACAAGAAUGAUCUGGAAAAAUUUUCAAAAGGCAUUGGCAGGUUUACAAGAGAAGAUCCCACAUUUAAAGUCCACUUUGACACUGAGAGCAAAGAGACAAUUUUAUCUGGAAUGGGAGAAUUACACCUGGAAAUCUAUGCUCAGAGGAUGGAAAGAGAAUAUGGCUGUCCUUGUAUCACAGGAAGGCCAAAAGUUGCUUUCAGAGAAACCAUUACAGCCCCUGUCCCGUUUGAGUUUACACAUAAAAAACAGUCAGGUGGUGCAGGCCAGUUUGGAAAAGUGAUAGGUGUACUGGAGCCUUUGGACCCAGAGAACUACACUAAGUUGGAGUUUUCAGAUGAAACAUUCGGGUCAAAUGUUCCAAAGCAAUUUGUCCCUGCUGUAGAAAAGGGGUUUUUGGAUGCCUGCGAGAAGGGCCCUCUGUCUGGUCACAAGCUCUCUGGGCUCCGGUUUGUCCUGCAAGAUGGAGCAUAUCACAUGGUGGAUUCCAAUGAAAUCUCUUUCAUCCGCGCAGGAGAAGGUGCUCUUAAACAAGCCCUGGCAAAUGCCACAUUAUGUAUUCUUGAACCUAUUAUGUCUGUGGAAGUUGUAGCUCCAAAUGAAUUUCAGGGGCCAGUGAUUGCAGGAAUUAACCGGCGCCAUGGAGUAAUCACGGGACAAGAUGGAAUUGAGGACUAUUUUACACUAUAUGCAGAUGUCCCUCUAAAUGAAAUGUUUGGUUAUUCUACUGAACUUAGGUCAUGCACAGAGGGGAAGGGAGAAUAUACAAUGGAGUACUGCAGAUAUCAGCCAUGUUUACCAGCUACACAAGAAGACCUUAUCAAUAAGUAUUUGGAAGCUACAGGUCAACUUCCUGUAAAAAAAGGAAACGCCAAGAACUAACUUUCCUCACCUUGUUGACUAACUUUAACUGUAUCUGCAAGGUUUAGAUACGUUAAUGGAUUCAUGGAAUAAAUUCAGCCUGAAAAGAAGUAAUUUUAGAAGCCCUUCCUAUUAUAUUCAGGAGCUUCUGUUAUAUCAGUUAAUUCUGUGUAUAUCUCAACGGUUGAUUGGUUUUAUACCUCAAAUAAAAUACGAUUAUUACUGAAAUAUAUUUAAUAUUUAUUUGAGGGAGGAAGAUACUUAUUUCUGUUAUACUGAAUAAGCUUAGAACAUGUAUAAACGUCCACAUUUUUUCAUCAUAAGAAUUUUCAACAUACAGAAAAGCUGAAAAAAUAGUGCAAAGAACAGCCAUAUACCUUCCAUCUAGACUCAACAAUGAACAGUUUUGUCAAGUGUUUAUCAGAUAAUAAUUUGUUUUGUCAUGUUUGCUUUUUCUGUUUGUUGUCCAUCUGUGUUGCAUACUUUCAUUCUUCAAGUUGUUUUGCUGUAUACUUGAAAGUGAAUUGCAUAUAUCAUGACACUUCUUGGAGUAUCACCUUUUUUGUUUAAGAGUGGAUUCCUCUGUGACAACUGGGAUAGCUAGCCCUAGAGGGUAUCAUGCUAAGUGAAAUAAGUCAGAGAAAGACAAAUAGUGUAUGAUUUUACUUAAAUGUGGAGUCUAAAAAGCAAAACAAGUGAACAAACAUAACAAAAUGGAAACAGCCUCACAGAUACAGAAAACAACCCAGUAGAUGGUGGUCAGAGGGGAGGGAGGGGCAGGAGGGGUGAAAUAGGUGAGGGAGAUGAAAAGGUGCAAACUUCAUUACGAAAUAAAUGAGGCACAGGGAUAAAGUGUUUUCUUAAAAAAAAAAUGGAGAACACUUUUCAGAUUUUCUAUUGCUAGCUAAAUUUCUAGCUGUUUUAUAUAGAGCUGAUUGCUUCAAUUUGUGGCUUCUGCAGAUUUUGAACUGCUUGUUUUUAGGAGUAUAAAUGUUACUUUUUUGCAGACCUGUGAGGUAAAAAAAAGGCCCUUGCAUAUGCUAUUCUUGUCUAUGUUCAUUUUAAUGUUUCUGCAGCUUGGAAAUAAUAACCUACAGGGUU